Messenger RNA from Dermatophagoides pteronyssinus (European house dust mite), 1140 nucleotides. RefSeq lists its product as uncharacterized. The record is from RefSeq and is a predicted model, not a curated record. Gene Ontology annotation, cellular component: extracellular region. Gene Ontology annotation, molecular function: chitin binding. Lineage: Eukaryota; Metazoa; Arthropoda; Arachnida; Sarcoptiformes; Pyroglyphidae.
UGGAUGAAAUUAAAAUCAAAAAUCCAGAAGAAUCAAUGUUGAUUAAAGAUUUAUGGCAGGUAAAUCGACGAAAUCGUAAUAAACCAAAAUCGAAUGGAUCGUUAUCGAUAUCAUCAUCAGUAUCGGAUGAUAAUAAUUCAACAACAACAACAACAACAACAAUACCAACAACAUUAUUAUUAUUUGAACGUUAUGCAAAUCAACAACAACAACAAACAAUUAAUAAACGACCAUUACGUAUACCGAAAUUAUUAUUACCAAAAGUAAAUCGUCCGGCAAUGUAUAGCCUAAAUGGUUAUGUACCAAAACCUUCGAUUCAACGAACACAGAUGGCGCCAUCUGAAUCAUUAACUAAUUUACGUAAAAAUAAAACAAAACGACAAAGAAAUCGUCAUCGUUAUAAUUCGAAUCAAAAUUAUUCAAUGAGAAAAAGAAAAACAAAAAAAUCAAGACGUCGCCAUUAUCAAUCGAAUGGUCAUUCAGAACCAUCAUCAUCAUCACUAAAUCAACAAAAAUUACGUAAUAAAAAAUUAACCGAUAAAAAUCAUUCAAAUAAUGAUAAUGAUAAUGGCAGUAAUAACGAUGAUUAUGAGGAUGAUGAUGAUUAUUAUCCGGAUGAAAAUGAUAAUGGUCAACAACAUCGACAUUAUGAUGAUAUGAUUGAAACAUCCGAAACAAUUAGCCAUCAUAAUCAUAAUCAUAAUUCAUUGAUACCAUCUAAUCAUCAUCAAUCAGAUAAUAACGGUAAUAGCAAGAAGAAAAAAUCAUCAUCAUUGAAACAACGUAAACCAAUUGCUGGUAUUGGUAGUGGUUCACCAAAAGCAUCAUUAAAUACAAUACCAAAAACAUCAUUCGAAUGUAAUGAUAAAAAAUCUGAUGGUGUUUAUCCAGAUGAAGAAACUGGCUGUCAGGUAUGGCAUAUUUGUCAAAAUGGUCAAAUGCAUUCAUUUCUUUGUCCAAUUGGUACGGUAUUUAAUUCAAAGAAUGGUGUUUGUGAUUGGUGGUAUAAUGUUGCUUGUUAAACGAAUAACAAACCGGCGAAAAACAUCAGCAAUUCAUCAAACAAACAGAAACAAAAACCAUCAAUUUUCAUCGGUUUUAAGGCCAUUUCAUUUUUUGUUUAGCAUCUUGUUUUUUUUC